GCAGCGCUGGCCCGGCCCCGCUGUUUGCUCAAGCAGGAGUGGUUUGCUCUCGGGUUCACCUUGACUCGGAGCAACGGGGCGGCAGCAGGUGCGGGGCCCCGCGCUGUCCCCGGGGUCCCCCAGGCCGCUGAGUGGGGCAGGAGGCGCAGGUGCCCCGCAGCCAUGGCCGAGAGCCACAGCUGGUGGAAGCUGACCUUCCUGCGGAAGCGCAAGUCCAUGCCCAAGGUGCUGUACGACAGCCCCGACGUCCACGCCGGCGACGGCCCCGAGGGUUCGGCCGAGGAGGGGACGCCCGACUUCGCCGCCCGCCUGGAGAAGAUCGUGGACAAGAGCACCAAGGGGAAGCACGUCAAGGUGUCCAACUCCGGCCGCUUCAAGGAGAAGAAGAAAGUGAGGCCCACGCUGGCCGAGAACCCCGGGCUCUGCGCAGACAGCGAGCGGGAGGAGAAAUGAGGCUGGGAGGGGGCACGGGGCCGGCGGGUUGGGGCCCUCCUGCCCCCCCAUGGGCCCCCGGCGUUGCCCCGUUGGGAUCCCACGACAUGAUGGAGCAGGGGGGCUCGUCGCAGGGCUGGCUGCCCCCCCCCUCCAAUGGCACUUUGUUAGGCAAACAGACUCAGAUAGGACUUUAUUUAAGGAAAAAGCAAGAAUCCUAUUUAAACUCAGCCCCGGCGGGCACUGGCCGAUGACAAAGGGGGAACGGAUGGGGCAGGGCGUGCUGCAGGGCACGGCCCCCCCCACGGCGCGUCCCCUCGCCACGGGGACCCCACGAGCAGCACCGGGCUGGGUCCUGCUGGGAUGGGGCACCCCAGGACAAGGCACUCGGGACUCAGCUCGGCUGCGGGACCACUGGAGCCCCCUCGCUGCGCCCUGCCCUGAGCCAACACAGAGGUGACACCCGGGCAAAGCCCUGCUCGUCCCCAAAGCCUGAGGAGCCGCGCAGCCCUCCGUGCUGAUCUUUGCACUGCUAGAUGCAGCCAACCCUGGCCACAGGAUGGGCCACGGCCGAGGAGACCGUCGGGACCUGGGAGGGCUCCGGGCUUCCCAGCAGGAGCUGUGUUCCUGCUCAGGAAUCGCUCUUUGCUUCCAAAAAGGGAGAGCUGCUCACAGAGCACGGCGAGGGAGCCGAGGAGGCUGAGCUCGCAGCCCCUCUUUUUGCUGUUUUUAUUUUUUUUUUAUUUUGGAAGCCGAGCCUUUCGUAAGGUCUUCCAACCGUUCUUUGUGAAUAAAGCGAGGCUGGGAAACAAA
This is a messenger RNA of Numida meleagris (helmeted guineafowl), 1245 nucleotides long. RefSeq names its product proline rich 15 like (gene PRR15L). The record is from RefSeq and is a predicted model, not a curated record. Lineage: Eukaryota; Metazoa; Chordata; Aves; Galliformes; Numididae. The transcript is spliced from 2 exons. The coding region runs from base 163 to 453 and encodes 96 amino acids.